AUGAAACAGCCCAACAGAAAGAGGAAGCUUAGUAUGGAUUCCAAAGAGCAUUUGAAUCAGGAUGGAUGCUUGGAGCAAGCUGAAGAAGAAAAGAAGCCCAGGGAUGGUGCCACCCCAUUGAGUCACGUCCCCUCAGUGGCUGCACAGGAAGCUUGGUCUUGGGAGCAGUACUUGACAGAACAGAAGGCUAUAGCGGCACCCGUGGAACUGUUUUCCAAGGACCAAUCCUUUCCGGAGCACGAAAAUGGUUUUCAGGUUGGAAUGAGAUUAGAAGGCAUUGACCCCCGACAUCCAUCUGUAUUCUGUGUACUGUCUGUAGCUGAGGUGUGUGGUUACCGCCUAAGACUUCAUUUUGAUGGUUAUUUAAGCUGCUACGAUUUUUGGACCAAUGCUGGUUCCCCUGACAUUCAUCCAGUAGGGUGGUGUGAAAAGACCAAACAUGAAUUGCACAUCCCUAAGGGUUAUAGAAAAGAUAAAUUUGUUUGGAUGGAUUACUUGAAGGCCUGCAAAUUGCAAAAUGCUCCCAAGAAAUUAUUCAGAAACCGGAGUUCUAAUGGGCCAAUGCCUAAAGAAUUUCAGGUUGGAAUGAAGCUGGAGGCCGUCGACAGGAAGAACCCUUCCUUGGUGUGUGUGGCAACCAUAGCAGAUAUUGUUGAAGAUCGCUUACUAGUGCAUUUUGACAAUUGGGAUGAUAGUUACGAUUACUGGUGUGAUGUAAAUAGCCCUUAUGUCCAGCCAGUUGGUUGGUGUCAGGAGAAUGGAAGAACUCUGAUAGCACCCCAAGGUUAUCCUGAUCCAGAAAAUUUUUCCUGGACAGAAUAUCUGGAAGCUACUCAAACUAAUGCUGUUCCUGCCAAAGUUUUUAAAAUGCGGCCACCCCACGGUUUUCUGCCCAGCAUGAGGCUUGAAGCGGUGGACAGACGGAACCCCAGGCUAAUUCGCGUGGCUACAGUCAUCGAUGUGGAUGAGCAGCGGUUAAAGGUUCAUUUUGAUGGCUGGGACCACAAAUAUGACUACUGGAUGGAUGCAGACAGCCCUGACAUCCACCCGAUUGGAUGGUGUGACAUAACAGGGCAUCCCCUGGAAGUACCAUAUCGAGCAAAUGAUGUGAAAAUCCUUCCAGGUCAAGCUGUUUGUCCUACUCCAGGGUGCCGAGGAAUAGGCCAUAUCCGUGGUCCACGGUAUUCAGGACAUCACAGUGCUUUUGGCUGCCCGUAUUCCGACAUGAACUUGAAAAAGGAGGCAACUCUUCAUGACCGUCUGCGAGAACAGACACAGGCAAAUUUGGAAUCUGACUCUUCACAUUCAAGAUCAAAGAACCUCUGUAGUUUGAACUUCAACGGAAAACACGAGAAGGUGAACAGUCAGCCCAGACUUGUACAGCAGGCAAAGUGUUUGAAAAUCAAAGGAAAAGAAGAUAUUGACUUGGAUAAUCUCUUCAGAGUCGCUGUUUGUGUGCACACACAUCCCAGAGGGGUCGAAUAUUCCGCUGAGCAGACACAGCAGGCGCUGCACCAGUCCGUCUUCAUGUCCUCCAUGUCGGCCCACCCCUUCCGGGACCUUCCACUCGGCAGGGAGCAGCACUGCAAGUUGCUUCCAGGCGUGGCCAACAUCCAGGCAGGCGAGGUGGCCCGGUGGACAGUGGACGAGGUGGCUGAGUUUGUACAGUCUCUUCUGGGCUGUGAAGAACACGCCAAGUGCUUCAAGAAAGAGCAGAUCGAUGGCAAAGCCUUCCUGCUUCUGACACAGACAGACAUCGUCAAGGUGAUGAAGAUCAAGCUGGGUCCAGCACUGAAAAUUUACAAUUCUAUCCUCAUGUUCAGGAAUUCCCAGGACCUCACUGAAGAAGAUUCUCUCUCAGGCCAAGAAGCCAGAGGAUAA
Molecule: messenger RNA, 1881 nt
Organism: Puma concolor (puma)
Lineage: Eukaryota; Metazoa; Chordata; Mammalia; Carnivora; Felidae
Source: RefSeq, a predicted model, not a curated record